AUGUCUGAGCAAUUUUAUAGUGCUCACCAAACUAACAAAGGUCAUUCGGGUCCAACAGAUUUCAUGUACACUACUAGGAGUUCUGAUACUUCAUGGCCUUAUUUUCAACAACCUUCGGAUUCCAGUAAUCAAAAUCUAUUUCCAACUUUUAGUUCAGAUUCAAACAACCCAAAUAUGUUUCCAACUUAUAGCUCAAAUUCUGAAGAUCAAAAUAUGUUUCCAACUUAUAGCUCGAAUUCAGAAAAUCAAAAUAUAUUUCCAACCUUUAGUUCAGAUUCUAAUCUAUUUGAUAACCUCUUUAGUUCUACUGAAAUAGAUUUCACUCUAUGGCCAAAUGAUCCUCCCGCUAUUCCUCCAAGGCCCCUAAGUAUUCAUCAUCAUCAAAACAUUCAAGCAACAAAUUCAACUAAUCUUGGCAUUCAUCAUUCUACCGGUAUAAACCCUGUGGGUGGUCGAUCAUCUGAUGUCGGAUUUAGUAAUACUUCAUUAGAGUUUCAAAAUACGGGUGGAGAUAUUCUGCUUGCAGAUGAAACCACUAAUGCCCCGUUAAACAGCAGUUUUCCCGUUUUGGCCAAUUCAGAUAAAAAUAAUAACAUACAAAAUUUUAAUGAUCAAAAGGAAGACCAACCGUUAAGUCCUACUACUAGUCUUAACGGUACUAAUAAACUUACUAGAAAAAAACCAAUAAGUCAUUUACAUUUAAAAAAUCGUAAGAAAAGAUUUUCUAAAGAACAACAACAAUUAAUCUCUCCAAAUACUACUACUUCUCCUUUUUCUUCUCCGAACGUUAUUCCUUCUCCCGCUCAGUCUCCAAGAAUUAUUCCUUCUCCUGUUCAAUCUCCAAAAAUUAUUACUUCACCUAUUCAAUCUCCAAAAGUUAUUCCAUCACCCUCUCUAUCUCCAAGAGUUACUCCUUCCCCAAACAUCAUUCCUUCUUCUUCUUCUCUUUACUCUUCAAAAAUUCCUUCUUAUUCUGAAGAAAGUUUACAUAGUCUAAAUGUUCGUUCUCCAAAUAUUGGCGCUUCUUUUUCUGAAACACAUCUUCCCGCCAUAAAUUCCUCUUCUCAAAAUAAUCUUUCUCAAAGUAGACCUACUACUCCUUUAUUAAUCCCAAUUAAUUAUAAUAAUCAUGGCAAACAAUCUUUUAGUACUCCUUCUUCUCCUGUAUUAUCUCCAAAAAGUUUUAACAACUAUGGUCAAGAAGAAUUUAAUUAUAAUAACAAUACCAUUAGAAACUCUCAAUCUACUUUUGCUUCAAAUAAUAGUAGCUUUGAAAAUCAUUAUAAUUUACCAAAAUCCCCUUCUCCUGAUUAUAUAAAUCGUUCAAAUAGUUCUUUUGAUCAAUUAGAUUAUCCAAAUAAUCUUCAUGAUCGUCGUCCUAGUCAUGCUUCAACUUUUAAUAGUUAUAUUAGUGAUGGAACUAAUAUAACUUCUAUUUCAAAUUUUAAUAAUCAAAAUACUAAAUCUAAUAAUAAAUCAAGGCACAAACCACAAAAAUCUGUUGGAAAAAUUUCUAAUCUAUUUAAAAGUACUUCAAAAGAUCAUAAUCCAAUUUAUCAACAAGCUAUUCAAGCUUUAGAAGAUUUACAAUAUAGUCAAGCUAUUUAUUUAUUUACUCAAAUCUUAAAAGAACAUCCUAAUAGUUACUCAAUUAGGUGUGAUCGUGCUUAUGCUGCUUAUCAAGUUGAAGAUUGGGAUAGAGCUAUUAACGAUUUAAAUCAAGCUAUUACCAAGAAACCAAAAAAAGCUCGAGCUUAUUCUUUAAGGGGUGAAGUUUAUCGUUUAAGAUCUAUGUUUGAUAAAGCUUUGGCAGAUCUUAAUAAAUCUUUGAAAAUACAAAAAAGUAUUUUCGCAUUAAGAUCAAGAGCUGAAGUUUAUAGUUCUACUCAACAAUAUCGUGAAUCUAUUUUAGAUUUAGAUUUAGCUUUAGAUAUUGAACCAAAAAAUGUUUUCACUAUGGUACGUAGAGCAAAAGUUUAUUGUUUACUUGGAUUAUAUGAUAAUGCUUUGAAAGAUUUGAAUUAUGCUCUUGAAAUUGAUAAGAGUAAUGCAGCUUCAACAUUAGCAAAUCGUGGAGAAAUUUAUCGAAUUAUAGGACGUUAUGAUUUAGCUCUUGUAGAUUUAGAUACAGCUUUAAAAAGUGAAGAAAAUAUAAUGGCAUUAGAAAGAAGAGGAUUAGUUUAUAGAUCUUUAAAUAAAGAUCAAGAUGCUUUAUCAGAUUUUGAUAGAAUUUUACAAAAAGAACCUCGACAUUUUAACGCUCAUAAGAAUAAAGCUGAAAUUCUUACAAAAAUGGAAAAAUAUGAAGAAGCUCUUACUCAUAUGAGUAUUGCUUUACAAAUAUCACCUUUUGAUUUUCAAUUAUUAAAAAAUCAAGGUGAAGCUUAUCAUUCUCUUGGUUAUUAUGAUGAUGCUAUAAAAGAUUUUACUUCAGCUUUAAGAAUUGAUCCUAAUGAUGUAGAAAUACUUCGAAAAAGAGGUGAAAUUUAUCGAUUACUUCAAGAUUUUGAAAAAGCUUUAAAUGAUUUUUCAAGAGCUAUAGAACUUGACCCUACUUGCGUAUAUGCAUUAGCUCGACGUGGUGAAGUUUAUAGAAUGGCAAAACAAGGUCAUAAAGCAUUAAAAGAUUUAGAUGAAGCGAUUAAACUUGAUCCUGAUAAUGUAAUGGCACGUGAAAGUCGUGCCGUUUAUCGAGCUUUGAAAUCAAAUACUAAGGCAGUAUUAGAUUUAGAUCGAGCAUUAGAAAACAUAAGAGAUAGAGCUUUUAAUAUUGAUCAUGAAACUAAAGCUUUAUGCAAUCGAGGAGCUGUCUAUAAUACAUUAGGGAAAUAUAAUGAAGCGUUGACCGAUUUGAAUAAGGUUUUAUUAAGAGAUCCGAGCAAUGUAAUUGCAUUAUGUGAACGAAGUGCAGUUUAUGAUGCUUUAGGAAAAAAAGAGAAAGCGGUGGUGGACAUUGAUAAGGCGGUAGCACUUGAACCUGGAAAUGAAGCCGCUAUUAAUCAACAAAAAAAACUUAAAUCAUAA
This is a messenger RNA of Cetraspora pellucida, 3024 nucleotides long. The record is from the annotation of a GenBank genome assembly. NCBI's taxonomy places the organism in Eukaryota, Fungi, Glomeromycota, Glomeromycetes, Diversisporales, Gigasporaceae.